Molecule: messenger RNA, 2547 nt
Organism: Marasmius oreades (fairy-ring Marasmius)
Lineage: Eukaryota; Fungi; Basidiomycota; Agaricomycetes; Agaricales; Marasmiaceae
Exons: 8
Coding region: 223-2439 (738 amino acids)
Biological process (GO): protein phosphorylation
Molecular function (GO): protein kinase activity; ATP binding
Source: RefSeq, a predicted model, not a curated record
CUUCCUUCACGUCCACCACGGUCUACAGCAUGAGUCGCCACCAACAGUCUCAGCCACCGUCCACGGAAUGUGGUAGGUCACCCAUAAAAAUAACCUGCGACGUUGAAAUCGGGGGAACGAGGCAAAAACGUCUACGUGAUGGAUAAUCCCGUGAGACGAUGGUUGAUUCCCCAGGUCAAUCCCAUGAUUCAUAGCCCUUGGAAUUCAUAGUCCUGCAUUAGCAUGAACCUCGCGAAACUCUACAGCUCGAGACGACCCUCUAAUCUCAAUGAAAUUCGCCGCGUUGUGGAGACUGUGUUGGGGGAUAAACAACAAUCCAGAAAUCUUUUGGAAACCAAAGGAGAAGAUGCGCAGCUAUGGCUGGAUACACUUCAAGUGCUCGCCGAAGUUCCUGGGGUGGGGGACAAGCUACGUUCGUCGAUUCUCAAGGUGAUGCUUCACCUGUCCAAGCGGUCCGGUCUCUGCCCACAAUGUCUCAUGAUUAAAAACGUGAAAAGACUCGGAGAUUUUCCUGUUGCAGGGGGUGGUUUUGGAGAUGUAUGGAAGGGCAAAAUCGGAGCGCAAAUUGUUUGCUUGAAGGUUGUGAAGGUUUACUUGGUUUCUGAUGUACAAGAUCUACUGAAGGAAUACAUGCGAGAAGCGAUUGUCUGGCAGCAGCUCAAACAUCCUAAUGUGCUACCGUUCAUGGGAAUGUACUACUUGGACAAGGCUCGAGGACAGUUGUGUUUGGUCUCUCCGUGGAUGGAACGAGGGAACCUUGUACGGUUCUUGAAAGAUACUCGCAAGGAAGAUGUAGAUCAUUAUUCAUUAGCGUACGAUAUCGCUUCAGGACUAUUAUAUCUGCACAGCAGGAAGAUUGUUCACGGCGAUCUGAAAGGCGUCAACAUACUGAUUACACCGGAUGAACGUGCCUGUAUUGGAGAUUUUGGGCUGUCGAGAGUAGCCGACACUCAUGCGCUGAGAUUGACUUCUUCCACGACGAUCCAUUCGAAGGGAACGACGAGAUGGCUUUCACCCGAGCUUUUGAAGUCGGAUCCACCGUGUCCUUCUUCAACGAGCAGUGAUAUAUAUGCUUUUGCUUGCGUGUGUUAUGAGAUCUUCAUGGGGAACAUUCCAUUCUACGAACUCACGGAUGGUGCAGCUAUUGUCGCUGUAUUGGUAGACAAGAAGGUUCCAUCACGUCCCAUAUCGCCUUUGAACGUGAACGACUAUAUGUGGAAUAUUAUGGUGUCUUGCUGGAAGACGGAAGCCCAGCUUCGACCGAGUGCAUCUGAAGUGUUCGCUAGUCUCGAUGGGAUCAAGAGUUCGAAAACGGGUAGCAAUGUUGAACCUGCUUCUGCUUGGGAUAACUUCGACUCGAUUCAGCUCUGGAAGAACGUGAAGUACCCUCUCCUUGACACGGCAGCGCUUGUGCGACUUCAGAAAAAGCUCAGCCAUCCUGCCUCAAUACAGUUGGCUACUACCUUCCCACCAUUGACUUCAAGGCGGGUGGUGGCGCCGACACAAACGUUUAUUCCAGAUAUGCAGGUUACAGAUUUCAAGACCGAAAUUGGUGCCUCCCUGAAAAACGUUAAAAGAUGGGAGGAAGCGCGUCGACAAAAGGAGCUCGAUUUCGCGUACGUUGAUCUCGGGGCUCGAGUCGCAGAUUGGAAGGGGGCUCCACUGCACUCUUGCGGUCAACUUAUUCUUCACGCAACACUCGUCUAUAUUAGCUCAAAUUUUAGUUAUGAAUAUCGCGUCUUCCUCUUUAAGGAGGUCGUCCUAUUUUGCUGGGACCCCACUCCUGCUCGCUAUCAUUUUGCGGUAAACGGGGAUAUUGUGUUAGAGCCGGGUCAGACGCAAAGACCGAUUACAGUCCGUGGCCUCACUGAUUUGAAGGCCAUAGUCAAGGCCGAAAUGGCUGAAAUAGUUGGAGCGUCUUCGGUGCAGUACGUGCUCAAUAUAUGGUGGAAGGCAGACGACCGUUCAGGCAACUAUUCGCUUCAGUUUCCUCAGGAGAGUCAAAUGCUGGCAUGGCGUUCAGCGAUAAUGAGCCUCAUCCGCCCACCUGACACUGAUCGUGACCAUGAAGCGCAAACCUCAACUCCUUAUCCAUCACCUCCUACUACACCGAGCUCAGAUCACGUUCCAGAACCGAACAAUCUAUCGACGAAUCAUAAAUCCAGUCGAGUGGUGGUCGUCGGUCAUUCUGAUCAGGUUCUUGAUCACGGGCGGCCCCUUCCUCCAUUGCCAGACCUGCCGAGCUCAAUCCAGAAGAGGGAAACCGAAAAGACAAAGACCAAUGGCAAUCAACAUAGUCGAGUCCAUGGUCCGCAAACAUCACCUUGUGAAGGACUAGUGUUGCUCGACCACAUUGACCGGGCUACUUUUUUGUGUCCCGGCGGCCUCACAAUUCCGACCGUUUCGAUAUUUUCGGUUACAAAGAACAGUUCCUAUUGAAAUCAAUAUACUACACAAGCGGUACAUUUUUACGAACGGAAUAAACAGUUGGACUCUUUUUUUACGAGCGAACCAAAUCAGAGUAGUGUGAUGCAAAUUAAUUCGUCC